Marchantia polymorpha subsp. ruderalis is the source of this 2308-nucleotide messenger RNA. Lineage: Eukaryota; Viridiplantae; Streptophyta; Marchantiopsida; Marchantiales; Marchantiaceae. The record is from the annotation of a GenBank genome assembly.
UGCGAUCUUCUGCAACGCGCUCGGAGCUAUGGUCGUAGCUGCGGAACUGUUGGGCCUUUCGGGCAUGCUCGCGAGAUGCUCAGCGAGCGACGACGACGUCGUCGUGGGCCGGCCUGGCGCAGCCUGGAGUCGGGACAGGCUCGAGAAUGAAGACAACGGACUGUUGAGCAAAGCAUGUUGGACGAGAGUAGGAAGGGAAUCAAAUCCGCUCACUUGCAACGACAAGCGAGGGAGAGAUGGAGGGAGGGAAGAGCGGGGGAAAGAGCGAUGUGGAUUUUUGGCUUUGCUUUUGGUAGAGCGGAAUCUUUCGGCAGCAGCAAAGUACAAGAUGUUUUGGAGAUUUCAUCCCUCGCUGUACGACUCGAUCGAUGAUGGGGCGGGGGUUCGCAUGCCUUUUGGCUGUAUGACUCGGGGCGUCGAUGAUAAGAGGAUUUGCAGUUGAUGCUUUUGCUGAGGCCAAGAGGAUUGAAUGAAUGGCUGCCCAUCUAUCAUCGUCCGUUCGUGCCAGCAGCACUCGAGCGCGGCCCUAGACGCUAGCUAGCUAGGUCGAGCUCGGAGCCAGACUCCAGGACUCCAGGCCUCCAGGCCUCCACAAUCCUGCUCUGCUUUUGAGACAGGACCGCGCCUUGCACAAGCUUAAUAAGAUUCUCGCUUGGCCCCCACAGCAGCAGCAGCAGCAGCAGCGCUUUCCGUCUCGUCUCUCUCCUGGCCUGCCUCUCUCCGUCCCCACACAAUAAUCAAAAGUGCCCGAACGAGCCCUCGGCGUGGCAUGCCAUGCCAUGGCCUAGCCUGGCACAGCAUGACAAGACAAGACAAGACUAGGCUAGAGCACGCCAGACAGGACCAGACCAGACUGUUGUGGAUUGGAAUUCUCUCUCUCUCUCUCUCUCUCUCUCUCACCCCCUCAGAGAGUAAAUGUCAACACAAACGAACUGCUGCUGCUGCUGCUGCAGCAGCAGCAGCAGGCGGCAGCUUUAUCUGAUUCGUACUGACCCGUCCAGCUCUGACUCGAGAGCUGCUUCACUUCAAUUCAAUUCAAUUCAAUACAAUUCAUUUCCUUUCCUUUCCUUUCCUUUCGAUUCUGCAGAUUGGAGAUAUUCCUCUCGGCCCCAGCCAGCGGUCAGCCAGCCUGCCUGCCUGCCUGCCUGCCUGCCUGCGGUCCAGCAAACGAACGAACUACGACUGACGCAGUAAAAAAAGGUCACAAGGGCUCUCGAGUUCUGGAGGGAGAGCGAGCAGAGCAAACGUAUGUACGAUCGAUCGUAGAGCUGGGUGAACGUCCGUGUCAAGGCUGAGACCUACUGACUGACAGACAAAGCGCCUAUACUCGAGUACGCUCGGUCACUGGCGUACCGAGGACCGAGUGGAGGAGGUCUGGAGUCUGGAACAAAUCACGGUGCGACGGAAGUAUCAGUAAAUAUGCAAUCAGUGCCGCUGCUGAGCGAGAGAGCGAGCGAGCGAGCGACGGAGGGACGACGACGACGACGACGACUGCCCAUGAAUCCCAUGAUCGUCCUGCAGGAUUUAUUGCCUAGGUACAGUCUUCGUCCGUUUGGAGUUUCCAUUCUUCCAAGCCAUGACCAGCUCUCGAUCCGAGUCAUCCAACAGCUGUUCUGCUGAAUCGCCAUCGCUACCCCGUCGCCGGACUCUCGACCUUGUCCUGCUCGGCUCUUCAUUCUCCUCAAACUUUGUAUCAUUUUGUCCUCCAGUGGAGGAUCCUCUAUCUUUCCUCGGAUCAUGUGGCAAAGCAAGAUUUUCCGUUUUCAACGUUUGACCACAUCCUCACCACAUCACCAAAUCGAGCGUGUGCAUCGAACAUCUGGCCUCCACAAGCCUACGAUUCGAGUUAUUUCCCCAUUAAAAGGCCAUAAAAUAUUGCUCCGAAGCAUCCUUACAAUUACUCGCGAUGCGAACCUCAGCGUAUCGUGUAUCCUCGAAAGGACUGCAUCUUCCUGUUUAGAUUGUGCUCCUUUUAGAUGGAACAGUUCUUCUGCCCUCACUGGACUUCUCAUCUAAUCUCUCGAGCCCCAUUUAGAAAUCAUCGUCAAGGAACGUCAAGGAACGUCAAGGAAUCGAUUCCUGUAAAUAUGUAGACUUACAAGGACAUGUGCUGCCCGGCUGCCUGCGCCGGAGAAAUAUACCUCUGGAUGGUUCAAGAUACGCCAAUUGUGUGCCAAUUUUCCGUCAUAUCAUCCACGACAACCAACAGUGAUUCCUGACCCUCUCCGAUUUUGUGCUCGAGGAGAUACUUCGAAUCAUCUGAUCAUUUAUAAUUAAUGGCUUGUUGUGCCUAUGCACUUGAAGGGUG